Molecule: messenger RNA, 4389 nt
Organism: Electrophorus electricus (electric eel)
Lineage: Eukaryota; Metazoa; Chordata; Actinopteri; Gymnotiformes; Gymnotidae
Gene: sptlc2a
Product: serine palmitoyltransferase, long chain base subunit 2a
Biological process (GO): sphingosine biosynthetic process; ceramide biosynthetic process
Cellular component (GO): serine palmitoyltransferase complex
Molecular function (GO): pyridoxal phosphate binding; serine C-palmitoyltransferase activity
Source: RefSeq, a predicted model, not a curated record
UUCAGGUUGGUCGUCGUGGGUUCAGCGGCUGAGGGAAGUGUAACUGCCCUGGCUUUACAGCACAACUUUACCUCGUAUCCUUACCUCGGUCUUCGGGUGUGGAAUUGCAUGUCUUUUAUAGCCACCGAGUAUGACUGAGAGCGCUGCGAAUAAGGAGGCCGACGGCGAUACAUGUCACCGCGUGAAACCGGGAAGAAACGGCACCGUGAGGAACCGCCAGUACCGGCAGCCGAAGUCCUGCUGUCUCGACGAAGCGAAGGUUCACCAGAAGACGUGCAAUGGCGGGCUGUAUGGCAGGCCUUUCAUUGAAUCCUUUGAAGAGACUCCCAUGCUGUUGGCCGUGCUUACGUACAUGGGAUAUGGCAUUCUUACUGUCUUUGGAUACCUGAGAGACUUCCUCAGGGAGUGGAAAAUUGAAAAGUGCCACAUUGCCAGAGAAAGGGAGGAACAAAGGGAUUUUGUCCCACUGUAUCAAGACUUUGAGAAUUUCUACACCCGCAAUUUAUACAUGCGCAUUCGCGACGGCUGGAACCGGCCCAUAUGCAGUGUUCCCGGGGCCAAGAUGGACCUGGUAGAGAGGGUUUCCCAUGACUACAACUGGACCUUUAGCUACACAGGCCGUGCGGUGAAGGACGUGGUCAACAUGGGCUCGUAUAACUACCUGGGCUUCGCCGAGAAUGCGGGCCCGUGCACCAACGCGGCGGCGGCGGUCACUCUGAAAUGCGGGGUUGGAGUCUGCAGCACCAGGCAGGAGAUGGGCAACCUGGACAGGCAUGAAGAACUGGAGAAGCUUACUGCCCGGUUUCUAGGCGUGGAAGCAGCCAUGGCUUUUGGGAUGGGGUUUGCUACCAAUUCCAUGAACAUCCCAGCGCUCACUGGGAAGGGCUGUCUGAUUCUGAGUGAUGAGCUGAACCAUGCCUCUCUGGUUCUGGGGGCCCGGUUAUCUGGCUCCACCAUCCGGGUCUUCAAGCACAACAACAUGCAGAGUCUGGAGAAGCUGCUUAGAGACGCCAUCGUACACGGACAGCCCCGGACACACCGGCCUUGGAAGAAGAUCCUCAUACUGGUGGAAGGGAUCUACAGCAUGGAGGGCUCCAUCGUGCGCCUACCGGAGAUCCUCGCUCUGAAGAAGAAGUACAAGGCCUACCUGUACCUGGACGAGGCGCACAGCAUCGGGGCCCUGGGAGCCAACGGCCGUGGCGUGCUCGACUACUUUGGCCUGGAUCCCAGCGACGUGGACAUCAUGAUGGGCACGUUCACCAAGAGCUUUGGAGCAGCUGGUGGUUAUAUUGGAGGCAGGAAGGAGCUGAUAGACUACCUGCGCUGUCAUUCUCACAGUGCGGUGUACGCCACCUCCAUGUCUGCUCCGGUUGUGGAGCAAAUAAUCACUUCUAUGAAGUGCAUUAUGGGAGAGGACGGAACCACGAUCGGCAGAGAGCGAAUCCGUCAGCUGGCAGAAAACACAACCUAUUUCCGCACGAGGCUGCAGGAGUUGGGCUUCAUCAUCUACGGCAACAAGGAUUCGCCCGUCAUCCCCAUGAUGCUCUACCUGCCGGCUAAGAUCGGGGCAUUUGUUCGGGAGAUGUUGAAGAGGAACAUAGGUGUGGUGGUAGUCGGCUUCCCUGCCACUCCCAUCAUAGAGUCCAGAGCUCGCUUCUGUAUAUCUGCAGCCCACACCAAAGAGACACUGGACAUGGCCCUGGCUGCCAUCAGUGAAGUGGGGGACGUGCUUCGGGUGAAGUACUCCCAACCCAGGGUCCCCGACGCCCGUCGCCGACCCUUUGACGAGACCACAUACGACGGCUGGGAAGACUGAUGGUGACCCAGUGCCAGCCAAAUGGCCACUAUUCAUCUUAAGCGCUCAGAUUCAGUCAACCACCCAAUGAAUGCUUUCCUUAUUUUUUUAUGUUCGUUGCUUUUUUAAGCAGUUUCUCAUCACACUAAUGCCAUUUCUUAUCUAGCAUUCUGAUGUGACAUCUGCCCUCAAUUCAUCAUAACAUUUUUUUUUUUCUGGAGGAAAGAAAUUCCUUGCUGCCAACCACAACAGUCUUUGGGCUGCUUAUGUGCUUGCUAAAGCCAUGUUGAACUGUGACCCUCAAAUAUGUUGAGGGGGGAACAGAUUUUUGUUUUUGUUUGUUUGUUUUGUUUGUUUCCCUGCUGGCAGAAAGCAUCUUUUUUGAAUAAGUGGCACCAGAGUGGUGGGGAACAGAUUAUUAGUCCUGGAGAUGCUGGCCUGAGAAAAGCACCUCCUGUUUGUCCCGAUUGCUUUGUGAUCCAUUUCCUCUGUUAAGUGAGUUGCAGACCAAAGUCUCAGCAGCUUGGCAUUCUACUUGUUCACACCUCCCCAGUCUUGCGAUUCGCGCCGAGAGCCGAAGUCUUUCUUACACUUAUUUUUCUCGCAUCUAUUUCUUCUUUCGCCAAGACCCCAGCCACGACAGGCCGAACCUGUUUGUGGCUGCGCACAUCCGGCACAUUUUUAUCUUGUUGACAAAUUUGCGCGCAGCAACAUACCAUAACAUCUAUCAAGUUCCACUCCAGGAAACUGUUUCCAGAAACUUGCAAAUCUGUAAGUGGAAAAGCCUCUUGUGUAGGAUUCUAUUCCAAGAUGUUAAAUGGACUUGUUUUCAUCCAUUUUUUAAGAUGAAUUGUUCCUGCUAUUGAAUUCUUAAGAAUAAGUGCAAUGUCAUGAAUGACUCUUAUUACCCAUUCCACCAAGAAAGUCUGCUAGUGUCGGUCUUUUUUCAUAAUUUUCUUUUAUAUGCUCUGACCACAAAUGUAGUUUUUGUGGUGCUUUUCUUAUUUUCCUUUUUUUCUUUCUUUCAUUGUUCUUUUUUAAAAUUUAUUUAUUUUUAUUUUUGGCCUAUUUUGGAAUGUAUGAGGAAACUUAACCUGCUUUUGUGUUUUCUUCAAUGCUCCAGCCUGUGGUUCCUCGAUGUACAUAUUUAUUUAUUAUUAUUCUCCUAAUUUCUUGGAAAACUAUACCCACUUUGGCAGCUCCAGACGUCCUCAGACGUGCACGCAUGUCUACUUUGUGAGUGCCCCCAGUGCAGUUACUACUGAUGAAUAUUUUCCUAUCAUCUGCAACCCCUCAAAUGCACGUAUGAUGUCAUCACUAAAGCAGCUAGUUUAUGAUAAACGGUGCUGAAAUGAACACACUGCUUUGUUUUCUGACUUCUGAUGAUUGUGUUGAAUUGGAUUCCAGUUCGUUCAUGUUCAUGUUUGCAUUGAAUCUGUUAAACGUUUGCUGAUCAUAUCUUGUUUCAUCUGCCAUUUUCCUUUUCCAUUUAGUCAAAGUACAAAAUUGUAAAAUAUAUAUAUAUAUAUAAUCCCAUACACAUAUACAUUUUUGUUAAAACAAAGUUACACUAAAAAUAAAUAAAAAUGUUAUUUUUCAGAAGGGGGACUGAAUGAAAGUGUGUUCAAGUGAAGUGAAUAGUGAGUGAUGAAGGAAUGAAGUGACCACUGCAAUAAUGUUGGUUUGAUUUAUUUCUUAUGCACACACACUUCCCAAGAAGAAAUCAGAUCUCCUGGUUUUAGUCUCGAUGCCUGUGCUCACCAAAGUACCGUAACCCAGAAAUGAGUCUAUCCAAUGAGGGCAAAACAGGACGCUACGAGUCUCAGUACAGGGCCUAGAUGAGCAGGACGCUACGAGUCUCAGUACAGGGCCUAGACAAGAGCAGGACGGUACGAGUCUCAGUACAGGGCCUAGAUAAGCAGGACGGCACGAAUCUCAGUACAGGGCCUAGACAUGAGCAGGACGGCACGAGUCUCAGUACAGGGCCUAGACAAGAGCAGGACGCUACGAGUCUCAGUACAGGGCCUAGACAAGAGCAGGACGCUACGAGUCUCAGUACAGGGCCUAGACAAGAGCAGGGCGCUACGAGUCUCAGUACAGGGCCUAGACAAGAGCAGGACGCUACGAGUCUCAGUACAGGGCCUAGACAAGAGCAGGACGCUACGAGUCUCAGUACAGGGCCUAGACAAGAGCAGGACGCUACGAGUCUCAGUACAGGGCCUAGACAAGAGCAGGACGCUACGAGUCUCAGUACAGGGCCUAGACGAGCAGGACGCUACGAGUCUCAGUACAGGGCCUAGACGAGCAGGACGCUACGAGUCUCAGUACAGGGCCUAGACGAGCAGGACGCUACGAGUCUCAGUACAGGGCCUAGACAAGAGUAGGAUGGUAUGAGUCAGUUUGAGGGCUACACUACUCCUACUUCCCUCUGCAUACACAGGGCUUGAAAUAGGCAUGCUUCCUCAGAGAAUGUCUGGGCUAACACAUUGGAAUUGCUGCACACAUUGAAUACUCUAUAACACUUUUGAAUCAGAGUGCAUAGUGGGCUUUGUAUUAGGACUGGAAAUGUUUUGCUCCCUUGAAGACAUUAAAUG